AUGUCCGCAUUCUUCUUCUCCACACCCGUCGACAUAGAUAUCGUCCUCGAAGAUACCGAUGACCGGCAGACGGUCGAUGUCAAGCUCGACAAGAAUAGACGCGAGAAAGCACCUCUGUAUCUAGAUGGAGAGUCGGUCAAAGGCGCAGUCACAAUCAGACCGAAAGAUGGGAAAAGGCUGGAGCACACCGGCAUCAAGGUCCAAUUCAUCGGCCUGAUUGAAAUGUUCUUUGAUCGUGGAAAUCACUACGAGUUCCUGUCGUUAGGCCAAGAACUCGCGGCUCCUGGCGAACUACAACACCCACAGACCUUUCCCUUCAACUUCAAGAACGUCGAGAAGCAGUACGAAUCAUACAAUGGCAUCAACGUCAAAUUACGCUACUUCGUCAGAGUCACUGUGUCGAGGAGGAUGGCCGACGUCAUUCGGGAAAAGGAUAUUUGGGUCUAUUCGUAUCGCAUCCCACCAGAGACAAACAGUUCGAUCAAGAUGGACGUCGGUAUAGAAGAUUGCUUACACAUUGAAUUCGAAUACUCGAAAAGCAAAUACCACCUGAAGGAUGUCAUUGUCGGCAGGAUAUACUUCCUACUGGUCCGGCUGAAGAUCAAACACAUGGAGCUCUCAAUUAUUCGGCGGGAGACGACAGGUGUUGCGCCCAACCAAUAUAAUGAAAGCGAGACAUUGGUCAGAUUUGAGAUCAUGGAUGGCUCGCCGUCAAGAGGCGAGACCAUUCCUAUCAGACUCUUCCUUGGAGGCUUCGACCUAACCCCGACCUUCCGAGAGGUCAACAAGAAAUACUCCACCAGAUAUUAUCUCAGUUUGGUCCUUAUUGACGAAGCCCCGCUCGGCUUUGUGUCCAAACCUGCCGACUACUCCAAGACUUCGCUGCUCAAGCUCACACCAGACGCGUGA
Molecule: messenger RNA, 909 nt
Organism: Cladophialophora yegresii CBS 114405
Lineage: Eukaryota; Fungi; Ascomycota; Eurotiomycetes; Chaetothyriales; Herpotrichiellaceae
Exons: 5
Coding region: 1-909 (302 amino acids)
Biological process (GO): intracellular protein transport; retrograde transport, endosome to Golgi
Cellular component (GO): endosome; retromer complex
Source: RefSeq, a predicted model, not a curated record